GAGAGACAAAAGUCAAUAACUGUGUUGUUGGUGGAGGGUCUCAAGUUAGUCACCGCCAUUAAAGUGAACCAAGCACUCACACAAGACAAAGUCAUUUCUUUCUCUCUCUCUAUCUCUUUCUUUUUUCACCGCCAACACUCUAGGAAUCUUUCAAGAUUAGGGUUUCUUUCUUGCAAAUAUUUUAAUAUAUCGGAUUAUCUGAAUUCUGAUUUCUUCAUGGAUGAUGAUGAGGGAAAGAGUGAUGAUGAUGUUCAUCAUCAUUUGACAUCAGCUGCUGCUUUUGUGGAAGGAGGAAUUCAAGAAGCUUGUGAUGAUGCUUGUAGUAUAUGCCUUGAAUCAUUCUGCGACACCGAUCCUUCUACAGUAACUAGUUGUAAGCAUGAGUUUCAUCUCCAGUGUAUUCUUGAAUGGUGUCAGAGAAGCUCACAGUGUCCUAUGUGUUGGCAACUUAUUAGUCUAAAGGAUCCAAGCAGCCAGGAGUUACUUGAUGCUGUAGAACAUGAGAAGAAUAUUAGGUUGAAUCCACCAACCAGAAAUACUACAAUAUUUCGUCAUCCAACCCUAGGGGAUUUUGAGCUACAACAUCUUCCAGGCAGUGCUACUACUGGUUCUGAACUUGAAGAGCGAAUAAUCCAACAUUUAGCUGCGGCUGCUGCAAUGGGUAGUAGAACACACCAUGUUGCUAGGAGAGAAUUAGGUCAUGAGAGGGGGUCCGAUGAUCAUGGUGUUCAUCCACAUUUCCUAGUGUUCUCCACCCAUCCAAAUACACCUCCAACUCAGAUCGGAGAAGAUGAACUUGAUCCUUCUGCUUCUGUCGCCAUAACUGCCCUACCUUCUUCAGUUUCAACUCAAGAUUCAGUAGCUGCCUCAGCAUCAGGCUCGACCAGCAUCACAACAUCUCACCAUGGAAGCUCCUCCUCCAACUCUUCGAACAAUCAUCAAUAUCCAAAUCAUCAAGAGAAGGCAGGACCAUCUGAUCUCCAGUCAAUUUCCGAGGCUAUUAGAUCUCGGUUCAAUACAUUGACAAUGAGGUAUAAAGAGUCUAUAACAAAGGGCACAAGAGGAUGGAAGGACAGAUUGUUGUCCCGAAACACGAAUAAUUCCGAAGUAAGAAAAGUAGGAGGGAUGAAUGAAGGAACAACAAGUGGUGCUGCUGCUGCUGUGUCAGGACAAACAGACAAUUCAAUAACAGAUUCUGUUGACAACCAUCAGUUAAUGGAGCCAAUCUGAUUCUUACAAAACAAUAAGUAAAAAUUGAAGUGUUUUCUUUGUUGAUCAGAACAAUUGUAUUGAAUCAACUGUCUCUACAUUGGUCUUAAAAUAUGUAAAUCUCACUUAUAAAUAGUUUUUCUCUUGAGAGUAAAAAUGAUGAUCUAUUAUUGUGGUGCUAA
Molecule: messenger RNA, 1391 nt
Organism: Impatiens glandulifera
Lineage: Eukaryota; Viridiplantae; Streptophyta; Magnoliopsida; Ericales; Balsaminaceae
Product: E3 ubiquitin-protein ligase RHF2A-like
Exons: 8
Coding region: 217-1230 (337 amino acids)
Molecular function (GO): ubiquitin-protein transferase activity
Source: RefSeq, a predicted model, not a curated record